CCAAAAUUCCCCAUUUUUCUCUCCGAGUCUUCUGAGGAAACGUCAUGAUUUUGCUAUUCCUCUCAUACAUGCAUGCCUAACUCUUCCUCCUUUCACCUUCUGCUGUUUGUUUCCCUUUCAUUUUAAUUUAUAGCCUCUGCUCCCUUUAUGCGGGGUCCUUCAAUCUCACUUGGGGGAACCUCCGUCCAUUGCUCAAUUCAACCAGAGUUCAUGGAGGCUUUCAUUUUCACCUUUGCAUCGAUUGAAUGAAAAUAUUCUUUAGGAACCAAAACCUGCACAUACACUAUAUAUAUAUAUACCAACCCACAAUCCUACUUUCACCUUUUGUUUUUUUGCUUCCACAGAUUUACAAGAAUGAAUUGUUUUCCGUGUUUUUCAAAGACUAAGAAAUGCAAUAGCAAGAGGGAGCAGCAACCGACCACACAACCAGAAAACGUUAUAGCAACAAAACCUCCGGACGUAAGAAAACCAAAGGCAGAUGAUCCAAACAACGUUGACACUACAAAUAUUCAAGCACAAAAUUUCACGUUCCGUGAACUAGCCAUCGCGACGAAGAAUUUCCGACAAGAAUGUUUGAUGGGUGAAGGUUGCUUUGGCAGAGUUUACAAGGGAACAAUUCCUGCAACCGGGCAGGUGGUAGCAGUGAAGCAACUUGACCGAAAUGGGGUACAAGGAAGUAAGGAAUUUCUGGUUGAGGUUUUGAUGUUAAGCCUCUUGAACCAUGAAAACCUCGUCAAACUCACUGGUUAUUGUGCUGAUGGAGAUCAACGUCUUCUGGUGUAUGAGUUCAUGCCAGGUGGCUCUUUAGAAGCCCGUCUUCUUGAGAGGAAACCAGAUGAACCUCCAUUAGAUUGGUACAGCAGAAUGAAAAUAGCAUCACAUGCUGCGAAAGGAUUGUGGUACUUGCACGACAAGGCCAACCCUUCAAUUAUAUACCGAGACUUGAAAUCUGCAAACAUCUUGCUAGGUGACGAUUUCAGUGCAAAACUAUCAGAUUAUGGAUUGGCCAAACUUGCUGGCAACGAUAAAGCGAACAUUGUACCCACAAGAGUUAUGGGCACUUAUGGUUACAGUGCUCCUGAGUACGUAAGAACAGGUAACCUCACAUUGAAAUCAGAUGUCUACAGUUUUGGAGUUGUCUUGCUAGAGCUCAUUACCGGACGGCGCGCGGUUGACACCACAAGAUCACACGAUGAGCAAAACCUAGUUUCAUGGGCACAACCCAUAUUUAGGGAUCCAAAGAGAUAUCCAGAUAUGGCAGAUCCAAAUUUGAAUAAUGAUUUCCCAGAAAAGGAUUUGAACCAAGUUGUUGCAAUAGCAGCGAUGUGCUUGCAGGAGGAAGCAGCGGCGCGUCCUUUGAUGAGUGAUGUUGUAACUGCUCUGAGUUUUCUUUCCACUGCCAAUACAGAGGGUGGUGCCGACAACAGUAGCUACUCCGGUGGAGACAGCGAUGACAGUGGAUCUGCUAAAAAACAGUCUUGAAGCCAGUAAAGAGAGUCUGCUCCAAAUCGAGCCGCAAGAGCAGCAGCAAUUCAUGUUUAGAUGAUGGAGGCGUCUGAAUCGGCCGCAAAAGCAGUAGGAAAAGUAGGAAAGAGAAAUGUUGGUUAAAUGAGAGGAGCAGAAAGCAAAAGAGGAAGAAGAAAAGUGGUUGAUCCAAUUGAAGUAGCAGUGGGAUGGUGGCGAUGUUAUUGACCGUAGCGGAAGCAGAGGAUCAAAAGGGAACAUUUCAAUCGGCCAAAAAUUAGUAGUGAGAUUGUUCACUCAGACAAUGGCAGCAGCAGCAGCAGCAUAAGGUCCAAGGAAAGGAGCAGCAUGCAUGCAUGAAUGCAUUUAGAUUAUCAAAAACAAGAGUGAAAUGUUCAUUCACGAUAAAAAUCGAUUAUCCUUGCGUGCAUGGUUGCAAUCACAACUUAAUUCGGCAUCAUAUCAUGCUUUGUACACUUCUGUCAAUGUUUGUUUAUACAUUAGUAUGUAUGGUCGAGUGAAAUAAGUAAGAUAACGAUAUCUGGUAUCCGCUAUUUUCAAAAAAUCUCGAACAACCAUAUAACACCUCCAAUAUUUACACACUUAUAUACUUAUUUCUUAGUAGGUUUUGGAUUUUUUUCUCUUUUGUAUCUACCAUUAGUUCGUGAACAAAGACAGACAAUAACUGUGAAUUUCUAUAGAAGAUUGUUGACAUUAUUGGACAUAGUGAUCUUUGUUUUUAUUAUGUAAUCAUUUUGGCAAUUCUAC
Molecule: messenger RNA, 2232 nt
Organism: Vigna unguiculata (cowpea)
Lineage: Eukaryota; Viridiplantae; Streptophyta; Magnoliopsida; Fabales; Fabaceae
Product: putative serine/threonine-protein kinase PBL26
Biological process (GO): protein phosphorylation
Molecular function (GO): protein kinase activity; ATP binding
Source: RefSeq, a predicted model, not a curated record